UCGGACGUCAUUCCUGUUCAGUAGUUAAACGUUACCGCAGGGCUCACAGGCUAACACGUGAAUAACAUGGGGGUAACGGAUGGUUUUUGACAAAACGAUUAAAAUUUUCUGUAGAUUACAUUCGUAUUAAACUGACAAUACACGUCUUCUGACUAAACACGAUAUCUUUCGGGAUCACAAACUUGAGGAGGAGCUUUUACGAAUCCGCCUGUAAAGUUCACCAGCUAGCUAGCUAGCUAACUAGCUUAGCAAGGCAGUAGCGAGACCAACACGCUGAGUUUAGUCACCGGCCAUGGAUAACGCUGAAGAAGACGCUGUGCAGCUUCACGGGGACGAAGAGAUAAUCGAAGUCAUUGAUCUGAGCGAUACAGAACAGACUCCAGAUGACCUUGCUGAGGAGUUUGAAGACGUGGAUUUUGCUGAUGCUGGCAACCAAGACCAGGAUGAUGAAGGCUGGGAAACUGAGGAUGAGAUGGAAGCAGAGCAAGAUGACAGCGAGCUCACUUUCUCUAAACACACAGGUUCUGUCUUCUGUGUCAGUCUGGACCCAGUGACAAAUAAUCUUGCCAUCACUGGCGCCGAGGAUGACAAGGCUUGUGUAUGGAGUGUCUCUGAUGGGGAGGUGUUGUUUGAAUGUACAGGCCAUAAGGACUCUGUUACAUGUGUAGGGUUCAGCCAUGACUCAAAGCUGGCAGCAUCCGGUGACAUGAGUGGCCUGAUCAAAGUAUGGAAGGUUGAGACUAAAGAGGAGAUCUGGUCAUUUGAAGUAGGAGAUUUGGAGUGGCUACAGUGGCACCCUGGUGCACCGGUCUUGCUGGCGGGUACAGCUGAUGGCAAUGUGUGGAUGUGGAAGAUACCAAGUGGAGAAUGUAAGACGUUUCAGGGACCUAACUGCCAGGCAACAAGUGGAAAAAUCCUCCCUGAUGGAAAAAGAGCAAUGGUGGGAUAUGAGGAUGGAACCCUGCGUCUGUGGGACCUUAAACAAGGCAGUGCCAUCCAUGUAAUUAAAGGCCAUGAUGGCCACCAGGGAGCGCUGACUUCCAUGGAGUGCAACAAAGAUGGAACCCUAGUCCUAACAGGAUCAGUGGAUGGACAGGCUAAACUCAUCAACACAUCAACAGGCAAAAUACUGGCCUCAUUUUCAGUUGAGAAUGGUGAGGCGAAAAACACAAUGGAGGAGCAAGAUUCCAACUCAGUAGAGUCUGUAGGGUUUUGUAAUGUGCUGCCCCUGAUAGCUGUGGCGUAUCUGGAUGGCACGCUAGCCAUAUACGACUUGUCCACACAGAGUCUUAGACACAGAUGUAAACAUGAGGUUGGCAUUGUCCAUCUGCAGUGGGAAGAAUCAUCAGCAGUAGUGGCCACCUGUAAUCUGGGUGGAGUGGUAACACUUUGGGAUGCUCGUUCUGGAAGCAUGGUGUCCGAGUACCGUGGUCACUCAGCAGAGAUCCUGGACUUCACACUCAACAGAGAGGCUUCCAUGGCUGUGACUGCAGGUGGAGACCACAAAGCCAAAGUCUUCUGUCUUCAGAGGCCUGACCGGUAGGAACUUUGCCACCUGUGUCCGUCACACAGAUGCUGCCAUAUCACCUUCUCAGAGAUGGAUCUUAUCUUACCCUCUAACUGUUUUUAGUGAUCGAGUCCAGCUGCUUCUCACUUCUACAGACUGGUGUUUUUACAUAAAUGAUCAGCUGCAGUGUAAUUUUUGUGUGAACUGACACUUGUGAAACUACUCACUGGGACAUGACUGGCUUCUGGAGCUGAAGAUGUACAGGUCACUGUGAUUAUUUAGAUACGAACCACAGAUUCAUUCAGACAGUGCUUCAUUUGUAUGUAAUACUAUGUAAAUUCUUCUGAAUUGGAGUCCUGGAGAAAGACACAUGUGUACCUCAUUGCAUGGCAAAGUGAAAUAAUAAGGAUCAGCGUCUUGAUUCCUACCAUGUUCCUUACUGUUUGCUUACAAACAUGAGCAGAACCCUUUGUUUUUAUGUGAUUUUUUUUGACCUCCUGAAGAAAAGACAUGAACCAAUCUAGAGCUUUAGUCUUUUCAUACAGUUUCAUCAGUACAAAUGAAUGUUAUGGUACAAAAGGUUGCUUAAUCACUCAUUUAAUGGCCAGUGUUAUUAUACUGAAUACUCAAUGAUGUCUUAUCCUGGGUAUGUAUAGCUGCAUAGACUACACAGUCUGUAUUUCUGUAAUUUCUAAUACAGUGGAUGUCAUUUCUGGUGGAUGGAUGAUAAAACCAAUUUAAAUAGAACCUGUUGUAAUAUCAUAUGAUCUGCACUGGCUGCUUCCUCAGCCUUGGAUUGAUUGGAAAUGGAAGCCAGUUGCACUUUCCGUUGUGAAUUUAUUACAAAAACAGUUAUUAGCAGAACAAAUAGACCAACCAUUUCCAUGUAUCCUAUGGUUUGAUCUACUGAGCUAUCGGUAUGUUUUGUUUGAGGAUUAUUUACACUCACCGUGCAUAAUAAAUACUGUUUGGUGUGAACUUAAAA
Colossoma macropomum (tambaqui) is the source of this 2492-nucleotide messenger RNA. RefSeq names its product angio-associated, migratory cell protein (gene aamp). Gene Ontology annotation, cellular component: cytosol. Gene Ontology annotation, molecular function: protein binding. NCBI's taxonomy places the organism in Eukaryota, Metazoa, Chordata, Actinopteri, Characiformes, Serrasalmidae. The transcript is spliced from 11 exons. Bases 293 to 1543 code for a protein of 416 amino acids. The record is from RefSeq and is a predicted model, not a curated record.